GCGAGGUUCUCUAGCUCCUAAUGUCUCAAAGGGGCGGCCGUGGCAGCGACCCGUGCGAAAGAUGGCAGGAUGUUUGGCACGGAGUUGCCCGUUUAUUAAGGGACAUUGCGGGUACCUUGGCGUCCCAGCUGUGAAUGGUAUCAAGUUCCGUACGAACACAACCCAGCCCACGAAAGCCAAAUUUGGGCCACUUCACGACGAUGACCGUAUAUUCACAAAUUUAUAUGGACGUCAUGACUGGAGAUUGAAAGGUGCUCUGAAGAGAGGUGAUUGGUAUAAGACCAAAGAGAUCCUCCUUAAAGGAUCAGAUUGGAUCAUAAAUGAAAUCAAGACUUCAGGUCUUCGAGGUAGAGGAGGAGCAGGUUUUCCUUCAGGAUUGAAAUGGAGCUUCAUGAAUAAACCAUCAGAUGGCAGGCCAAAGUAUCUUGUAGUGAAUGCAGAUGAAGGUGAACCAGGAACAUGUAAGGACAGAGAAAUUAUGCGCCAUGACCCUCAUAAAUUAGUAGAGGGCUGCUUGGUAGCAGGGAGAGCCAUGGGUGCUCAAGCAGCAUACAUUUAUAUCCGUGGAGAAUUUUACAAUGAGGCUUCAAACAUGCAAGUUGCUAUUUCUGAGGCAUACCAGGCUGGUCUCAUUGGAAAGAAUGCAUGCGGAUCGGGAUAUGACUUUGAUGUGUUCAUGCAUCGUGGAGCUGGGGCUUACAUCUGUGGAGAGGAAACAGCAUUGAUUGAGUCUAUUGAGGGGAAACAAGGAAAGCCACGCCUCAAGCCUCCUUUCCCUGCUGAUGUGGGAGUGUUUGGUUGUCCAACUACUGUUGCCAAUGUGGAAACAGUGUCUGUAGCGCCAACCAUCUGUCGCAGAGGUGGAAGCUGGUUUGUAAGUUUUGGUCGACCACGUAACUCUGGCACGAAACUGUUCAACAUAUCUGGUCAUGUAGUCAAUCCGUGUACAGUAGAGGAAGAAAUGUCUAUUCCACUGAAGGAGCUGAUUGAACUUCAUGCUGGUGGAGUGACUGGUGGUUGGGAUAACUUGCUGGCAAUUAUUCCUGGAGGAUCUUCCACACCCCUUAUACCAAAACAUGUGUGUGAAGAUGUGUUAAUGGAUUUUGAUGGGCUUGUGGCUGCACAGACCAGUUUGGGCACAGCGGCUAUUAUAGUGAUGAACAAGCAGACAGAUGUUGUGAAGGGUAUUGCAAGGCUUAUUGAGUUUUACAAACAUGAAUCCUGUGGCCAGUGCACACCCUGUCGAGAAGGUAUCUCAUGGAUGAAUAAGAUAAUUCAUCGCUUCAUCACGGGUAAUGCCCAGCCUGGUGAAAUUGACAUGCUGUGGGAAUUAAGCAAACAGAUAGAAGGCCAUACUAUCUGUGCAUUAGGGGAUGGUGCAGCUUGGCCAGUCCAGGGGUUAAUUCGACAUUUCCGGCCAGAACUGGAAGCUCGUAUGAAAAAGUUCCAUGAGGACACUGCUGUGGCAGCUCAGAAUUGAACAAAAAGAGUUCCUUGAUAUAUGCAAGGAAGUUUGCAGUUUGUGGUAGUCUGUUCAUCUGCAAUGCUUUCUUCACUCGUAGUUGGAGAAUGCCUGUACAUACCAAAGUACUUUUUAAGGAAAGGUACUUCAUUUGAAUAUUUAUUAGUAAUGUAUAUAAUUGGCAAUAGUAUCACUGUGUUUGUUUCCAUUUUUCAUUGUAUUUUAUUUUUCAUCGUGUAAAUGGAAGUCCAAAGGAGGUUUCUUGUUAAAGAUGAAUAUUUAAAUUUAGAGUAAAGGUAAAGGUGUCCCUGUGCUUAAUUAAUUGUGCACUAUACCAUUAAGACGGGGUGGAGUGCAGGUAUAGCUCCACCAUUCAUGGCCUUUUCACUAAAUGGAUCAGAGUUUUAAGAGGCACACCAAAUUAAUUUCUUGGUUCCUUCCUGAAUAAAUGUCACAAAUCUUUUUUUAUUGUGCAUUACUCUUUGUUUCAUUUAAUAAAAUUUAAUCUGUGUAACUAGAGUACUGUAGACAUUCUCUACAAAAAAUAGGUAUUUAUUUUCUGUUUUUAUAAUCCCUCAACCAUAGUUGCACUGUUGUGGCAUAACAUGUAUAAUCAUAGUUACUUCUCAAAUGAAGUCUGAAAAUAUUGCUGAUCAUUAAUAAGAGUUCUAUUAUUUAUAUUUCUGUAGCAUCCAAAGUAGUCAAGAUGAUCAUUUAUUGGGUUAACGUUCUACAAACAUACUACAUGAAAAAUGAACAUUGUAAAUAUAUAAUUUCAAAUUAAAAAAAAAACAGUCACCAAAAUGAACUCUCAGAAGAGAUAUACUGUUAUCCCCAGGAUAAUUUAAUAGUGUAUGAUACAAAAUACUUAUUAAUGUAAUAAAUAAGGAGUUAUAUAU
Messenger RNA from Cryptotermes secundus, 2361 nucleotides. RefSeq names its product NADH dehydrogenase [ubiquinone] flavoprotein 1, mitochondrial. The transcript has 9 exons. Lineage: Eukaryota; Metazoa; Arthropoda; Insecta; Blattodea; Kalotermitidae. The record is from RefSeq and is a predicted model, not a curated record. Bases 62 to 1480 code for a protein of 472 amino acids. Gene Ontology annotation, biological process: mitochondrial electron transport, NADH to ubiquinone. Gene Ontology annotation, molecular function: FMN binding; 4 iron, 4 sulfur cluster binding; NADH dehydrogenase (ubiquinone) activity.